Messenger RNA from Saccostrea echinata, 3267 nucleotides. RefSeq lists its product as uncharacterized. The transcript has a single exon. Gene Ontology annotation, molecular function: nucleic acid binding. Gene Ontology annotation, biological process: DNA integration. The record is from RefSeq and is a predicted model, not a curated record. Bases 1 to 3267 code for a protein of 1088 amino acids. NCBI's taxonomy places the organism in Eukaryota, Metazoa, Mollusca, Bivalvia, Ostreida, Ostreidae.
AUGGGUGAGGCAGAACCAACCCCAGUGCAGGUAUAUAACUGUCCUUUUCGAUUACCGCCAGAGUUAGAAUUGACAACAGGAAACGUCUCAGAAAAUUUUAAGAAAUGGAAAAGGCAGGUCGAGGUGUAUCUCACAGCUUCCGGUGGCACGGACAAGGCCAAAGAAGUGCAGGUAGCCAUAAUUCUCAGUUGUGGAGGCCCCCACGUGGUAGAAAUUUAUGACCAAUUCAAGUGGGAAAAUGGUGAUGAUAAGAAUGACCCUGACAAACUGUUUGAGAAAUUACAAUCCUAUUGUAACCCCAGAUCAAAUGAAGUACUUGAAUCUCACAGAUUUUGGAAGCUCCCAUACCAAGAUCCAUUUGAUAGUUUUCUCACAGAUCUGAAGACACGUGCUGCAUCAUGCAACUUUAAGGAACCAGACAGAAUGAUGAGAGACAAAAUAGUGUUCACGGUUACUGGCAAGUUACAGGAACUUCUACUCAGAGAGGACAAACUUACACUGGAAAGAACAAUCCAAGUAUGUAGGGCGUAUGAACAAUCAAACAGACAAGUAAAGGAGCUACGUGAAACCACUCUAAAAGUGAACAAGAUACAGAAAUCUAAUGACAAGUACAUGCAUGGUAAACAGAAAAUAGAGAAAAAGAAGGAAAUUCCAAAGACUAAACAAACUCAAUAUAAGAAAAAAGACUGUGAAUUCUGUUUGUACAAGCACGAACCAGGUAAACAGAAAUGUCCAGCAUGGGGAAAAUGUUGUGAACAGUGUGGUGGAAGGAAUCACUUUAAAGCAAAGUGUAAGAAGAUACACUCAGUUAGUCAAGAACAAGAAUUCAAUGAGGACCAGUGGUUGAAAGCUGUUAGUUCUGGUGGCAAGGAAGUAACUGCAAUCAAGCGAAUUAAUGAUUGUGACAUUAGAUUUCAACUUGAUAGUGCCGCAGAUGUUAAUACAAUUUCUCAGUCCUAUGUCCGCGAGGAACAAUGCAAGCCUACCAAAACCUUGUUGAACAUGUGGAAUAGGACAAAUAUGAAGCCACUUGGUGAGGCAAAUCUGACAGUUAUCAAUCCACGUACAAAUGAGAAACUCCAACUCAGAUUCAUUGUUGUUCCAAAUCAGUACACAUGUUUACUUGGACUUGAAGCUGUGCAGAAAUUGAAGUUGAUUACUAUAAAUGAUGAGAGAUUCAUAGCCAGUUUGUCAAGCAGCGACCUAGGCGAUCUGGGAACAGCACAUCUACAUGUCGACCCAGAUGUGAAACCCAAAGCUCUUCCCUGCAGGAAGAUCCCUAUCGCACUCCAGAGUUUGGUACGAGAGGAACUUCAAAAACUUGAAGAUAGAGGAGUACUAAUUCCGAUAACAGAACCUACUCCUUGGGUCAGCCAGAUGGCUAUUGCUCGUAAAGCCAACGGAAAACUAAGAUUGUGUAUUGACCCACAAGCACUUAACACAGCCUUGAUGAGAGAACAUUAUCGCCUGCCUGUUCUCGAUGACAUUCUACCGCAGCUCAGUAAGGCAAGAACCUUCACAAAACUUGACGUGAAAGAGGCUCUUUGGCAUGUAAAGUUGGACGAGGAAUCCAGCAGACUAACGACAAUGAUAACACCUUUUGGAAGGUAUAGAUGUGGAAGACUACCUUUCGGACUAAAGGUAUCAAGUGAAAUAUUCCAGAGAAAACUGGAUGAAGUGUUUGGAAACAUGACAGGUGUUUUCAGCGUGGUGGACAACAUCAUCAUAGCCGGCUGUGGAGCAAACAACAAACAAGCUCAACAAGACCACGAUCUAAAAUUACAAAAGGUUUUUGAAAUAUGUGAGGAGAGACACAUCAUUUUGAAUAAAGAAAAACAAGAGAUUGGGCUCAAAGAAAUAUCAUUUCAUGGACAUGUCAUUUCCAGAGAAGGAGUGAAAAUUGAUGACAAGAAAGUAAGAACCAUAAAUGACAUGCAGCCUCCUACAGAUGUUUCAGGAAUCAAGAGACUGUGUGGCAUGGUCCAAUACAUGGCAAAGUUCCUUCCUGACCUUUCGACCAUAUUGGAACCGCUCAGAGAACUUACUCGCAAAGAUAAGGCCUGGCAUUGGUCUAAGGAUUGUGAAUCAGCAUUUCAGAAAAUCAAGAAGAUGCUGACAGAAACCCCUGUGCUAGCUUACUUUGAUCCUGGAAAGGAGGUAGUAGUACAAGUGGACAGUAGUAAAGAUAGCAUUGGUGCAGUUCUCCUUCAGGACGGCAGACCGGUGGAGUAUGCUUCUAGAUCACUCACAGCAUCUGAGAGGAACUGGGCGCAGAUCGAGAAAGAAGCGUUAUCUGUGUUAUAUGGUCUGGAACGCUUUGACCAGUAUACAUAUGGCCGUAAUGUGAUAAUACAAAAUGACCAUAAACCCUUAGAGGCCAUCCUGAAGAAACCUCUUGCAAUGGCACCGAAGCGACUACAGGACAUCAUGAUGAGAUGGAACCGGUAUGAUUUUGACUUUGUGUAUGUCAAGGGAACGAAGCUCGAAAUUGCAGAUACUUUGAGUCGUGCAUAUCUGAAGAGUGAUGAGGGUAACUUUAGUGAAAGAAUGAGAAUCAUGUCAUUGAAGAGUGAUGAACCAUGUGACAUCCCUGAUGCUCGCCUUCUCGAAAUAAAAGAGGCAACAGAGGUUGACGAAGAAUUGCAAAUUCUCAAGGAAAUGGUGAUGAACGGGUGGCCGGAGCAGAAACAUGAAACGCCACUGGGAAUUCGCCAUUACUUUGACUUUAGAGACACUAUAUCACAUAGUGAUGGACUGAUGCUUAAAGGGGAAGCUGUUAUGAUUCCUAAAUCUUUGAGAAAUGAGAUGAAGGCAAGGCUUCACAAGGCCCAUUUUGGAUAUGAUAGUAUGUUAAGAAGGGCACGAGGAACGAUAUUUUGGCCGGGGAUGAAUUCAGAAAUUAAGCAGUUGGCUGACUGUUGUUCAAUAUGUCAAGAAAGAAAACCAAUGAACCAAAAGGCUCCACUAAUGCAGCAUCCAGAAGGAUCUACUCCAUGGCAGAAAAUAGGACUUGAUCUGUUUGAGCUGAAUGGAAAACAUUAUUUGAUCGCAGUGGACUAUUUCUCUAAUUUUAUUGAAAUCGAUUUGAUGACGUCCAUGACAAGCUCCAGAGUAAUAGCUGUACUUAAGAAACACUUUGCUCGAUUUGGAGUUCCAAAUGUAAUCAUGUCUGAUGGUGGACCACAGUUUCCAAGAUUUUGCAAAAAAGUGGGAUAUCACUCACAUUACAUCAUCACCUAUGCAUCAACAGGCCAAUGGCAAAGCUGA